CCGCCCAGUUGGGCUUAGCUAGCCAAUGGGACUUUGCACUCGCCUGGUUCUCCCCGCUCCGCUGUUUCAGUUUCACGAUUGGCUGCAAAGACGCAAACGCCCCCUCUAGACGGAAUCUGACUGGAUCACUCCUUUCUGCUUGUCACGACCUCUGGGGGCUAGAAGGAGACGUGGGGGAUUGAAGGGGGUGGGGAGAGGCGAACCCUUUCGAAAAGGAACCGUCCUGUGUUUAGAUUCCCGCGUGGUGGGCGGGGCGGGGCGUUGUAUGUCACGUGAUGGGCUAAGAUGGCGUUGUCUGCGGAAGGUACAGACUUGGAGGCCUCAUUGCUGAGUUUUGAGAAACUGGACCGGGCAUCGCCAGACCUCUGGCCAGAGCAGUUACCAGGUGUUGCUGAAUUUGCUGCUUCUUUUAAAAGUCCCAUCACCAGUUCUCCUCCAAAAUGGAUGGCUGAAUUAGAAAAUGAUGAUAUUGACAUGUUAAAGGAGCUGGGGAGUCUCACCACAGCUAACCUGAUGGAGAAGGUGAGAGGGCUACAGAAUCUGGCAUAUCAGUUGGGACUAGAUGAAUCUAGAGAAAUGACUCGAGGGAAAUUUCUUAACAUCCUGGAAAAACCGAAAAAGUAGCUGAAUAUGGAGUAUAGGAAGAAAUAUACCUGACUGCUGGAAAACAACCACAGUUCCACAUAUGAUGAAAUCAAAGACCGUCUCUCUGCCUUAAGCUUACAGAAGUGCUCCCUGUUGCACCUCUUUUUCUGAAGAGAAGUGUUCCUGAAAAUGUUGGCAAGGACUGCCACUGGAUCCCUCAGCAGGGCAGUUUGACCCUCCUGCCUCCUAGCUGCCCCUGCACAUUCUGGCAGAAGAAUCUGAUGUGACAGAAUUUUAUGCCACUAUCUAGUCAAAGUAAUGGUCUCAUUCAUCUGCUUUUGGCAAUAUAUAUUUAAAAUGAAAGCAUGGUAGCAGGGUUUUUUUGUUGGUUGGUUGGUUGGUUGUUUUUAAUUAUAUAGGCCUGUGUCCUGAGGUAACAUUGCACAUGGUUCUGGGGUGUGUGUGUGUGUGUGUCCCUCUUUUAUCUUUGGGACAAGAGCUUUAUAUGUAACUACCAUGCUAGAAAUACCACCACAUUUCUGGCCACAAGGAGGGCUCUGGAUGAAAAGGGACCAGUUUUGUGUUUUAAUUAUUGUUGGCUAAUCCUAGGACAGGGUAACAUAAUUGACUUUAUUAUAAGGUAAUAUUAUGUAUAUAUUACUGUUAGCUACAGGCAUUGCAGAAAGAUAAUAUGGGUUAUAAUUAUUUUCCUCUCAUGACUUGGAUUGCCUCAGGUACUGGAUGGGAAGAAUGCACCAAUACUGAACUUUAUUUAGACUGCCAGUUGUGUGGAUAGGGUAGGAUGGUGAAUGUAUUUAGAUGUCUAAAUACAUCAUGUAUGAAAGCAGUCCUAUGAGAAGGGGAACCUCUGCCAUACACUCAGCUCUAUCCAUUUUCCCUGUUUAUAGUCAGGAAUCUGUAGCUGUUCCAGUGUAGUUGGAAAAAUAAAAGAUGAAAGUCAAAAUAACACUUUUUUCAUAACAGAACUCUCCAAAAUGGAAUUUGUCUUGUGUUCAUAUAUUGCCUCUACAUUGUUUUCAUGUUUUUUACAGCUCUGGAAGACUCUUCUCCAAAACAUAAUGAAGUCAUUUGGGAUACCAUGGUUUUGGGGAACAUUUAAAAUUGCUUGUCCACAAGAAGAAUACAUUGGGAGUUGGCUUUCAAGUUUGUUUUUCCAGAAGGAGGAGCUAGUUCAACUAUUGGCACAAUCUAGCCAAAAUUAAGCUCUCUUAAGUGCCAUCAAUCUCAAUGGGACAGUUCAAUACAUGCUGAAAUCUCACCUAUUGCUAAAUCAAUAGGAUACAAAAGAACUUAAUUUAGGUUGGAUUGUGGCCUGUAUAUUCUAGUAAAAACUAUAUUAAAAAAUUUCCCCUCUCUGGGUCAGCAUUUAAAUUCAGUUUGUGGGCCAAAGGUUAGAGAUACAUAUUGUCUAUCCAAACACUUCCCAAUUAUUUGAAUAUGGAGACUUUACAUUGUCCGUUUCAAUCUGCAGGAAGCAAGUAAUAAAAGAGUUAAACAUUAUUAAAUUUGUUAUAAAAUUAUCAUAUUUGAAAUUCUUGCGUCUGUCUUAUCUGCAAUUUUUCAUAUGUUUAUGUUAAGUGCAUCUCAAAAUUGUGUGCCAUUCAUUUCAAUGGGGAGGAUUCAAGCAUGUGCUUAAUUUUUGCAUUGAAAGCAAUGGGGCCCAGGUUUGACUUUAGCUUCAUGGUGCCAUCUGUAUUUACUGCUGUUUUGAAGGUCACUGAAGCACACAUGAGGAAUUCAUGAAACGGAAACAUUUAGACAGUACAUGAGAAGCCUGCAUUGCCAGCCCAGUUAUGAAUCAAAAGUUUGAUUAGUUGUUACUCUCUGCACUUGAGGUGGCUCUGUGGGGACUCAAUGGGGGCCUGCACACAACUCCCCCAGUCCUCUUGCAUAUGUGCUGUUGUUCCAGAGGGCUAACAUUUCCAAGCACUGCUGCACGACUGGAAACAUCUUGUUGAGGAUCAGUGAUGUGUUUCUGACUUUGCAGAGUCUUCCAGAGCACAAGCAGCACUCGGAAGUGUUAGCCUUCUGGCGCAAUAGCACACACACAAGAGGAGUAGGGGAAUUGCACAAGGGCUUCCCCCAGAGCCUCCUUACAGAAGUGCUUUGUUAGGAUGUCAGCCAUUUACUUCUGUUUUAGAACUUUAUCCUCCAGAGGUGGGGUAUGUUUCAGAGUUGGGAUAUUUAUAUAUUUAUAUUUUUCUUCCAUAGAUAUGUUGGUAGUGUAUUUUUAUAGUCUUACUACUUAUUUGUAUUACCCUGAACAAAUAAUCUGUAUGUUAUAUCUCUGUGUGUUCAUAAUAAAUAAAGGUAAAACAAUG
Hemicordylus capensis (graceful crag lizard) is the source of this 2927-nucleotide messenger RNA. RefSeq names its product lin-52 DREAM MuvB core complex component (gene LIN52). NCBI's taxonomy places the organism in Eukaryota, Metazoa, Chordata, Lepidosauria, Squamata, Cordylidae. Gene Ontology annotation, biological process: regulation of DNA-templated transcription. The record is from RefSeq and is a predicted model, not a curated record. The coding region runs from base 286 to 624 and encodes 112 amino acids. The transcript has 6 exons. Gene Ontology annotation, cellular component: DRM complex.